This is a messenger RNA of Lytechinus variegatus (green sea urchin), 468 nucleotides long. RefSeq names its product regulating synaptic membrane exocytosis protein 2-like. Gene Ontology annotation, biological process: regulation of membrane potential; regulation of synaptic plasticity; positive regulation of synaptic transmission. Lineage: Eukaryota; Metazoa; Echinodermata; Echinoidea; Temnopleuroida; Toxopneustidae. Gene Ontology annotation, molecular function: transmembrane transporter binding; small GTPase binding. The transcript is spliced from 3 exons. Gene Ontology annotation, cellular component: presynaptic membrane; cytoskeleton of presynaptic active zone. The record is from RefSeq and is a predicted model, not a curated record. Bases 1 to 468 code for a protein of 155 amino acids.
AUGGCUUCUCCGCAAUCUAUGAGCAAGCCCGCUGCCGCCCCUACACCGGGACCAUCCCCGCCCGGUCCAACGAUGCCUGCCGCCCCAUCAGCACCGGUUUUACCCGAUCUGGAUUUAAGUCAUCUAACAGAAGAGGAAAGGCAGCAAAUUUUGGCUGUUUUAGACAGGCAGAAGAACGAGGAGGAGAAAGAAGCCAAACUAAUUCGAUCGUUGCAGGAUGACAUCACCAAGGCAGAGCAGACAGUCAAGGUCAUCACUGAGGAGAAUAAAGUCAAGAACCUGCAGCAGAACGGGGCAGUCUGUCAAAUCUGUCACAAAACUAAGUUUGCCGAUGGGGUGGGCCACUCCUGCAACUACUGCAAUCUUAAGUCAUGUGCCAGGUGCGGUGGGCGUGUCACUUUAAGAUCCAAUAAGAGAGGGAAUGAUGAUAAUAACAAUGUGACUUGUAAAGCACCAAAGCCACUCUAA